AAGGUGCCAAGGAUCGCUCCUCCUCGCUUCCUGAACCAGUGUGACAGUGCGGGUCAAUAACAGGGCACCGUGAUCAUUUCACAGAUGAUAGCCGCUGUUGAAGUGAGCCUCAGUAAACUUAAGGGGAACUUUGCCAUGCGUGGGCUUAAUGCACCUUGAAGAGGAACAUGGGAGAUAACAAUGAUCGAGGCCAGAAUACCCGCAAAAGAAGGACUACAAUAUCUGGGGCAGGGGUGGCAACUUUGAAACGAGGGCAUGGGAACAAGUCCGGUGCGUGUGAAAGCAUCGCCGCCAACCACAGCAGUGCCAGUAAGGAGGACAAGGUGCGAGGAUCGCCCCCGACAUCGCGGAAGGACAAGGGAAAGCAUGAAGACUCAGGUGAUAAGCUCAGUUGCCACCGGGUUCAGGAGUCCCUACUCAGCUCGGCCAGUGGCUACAGCAACUAUCGGGGCAUCCUGAACUGGUGCGUCGUCAUGCUGAUUCUAAGCAACGCCCGGCUCUUCCUGGAGAACCUCAUUAAGUAUGGCAUCCUGGUGGAUCCCAUUCAGGUGGUUUCUCUGUUCCUCGAGGACCCGUACAGCUGGCCUGCGCCGUGCCUCGUCAUCGUGUCGAACAUCUUCAUCAUGGCCGCUCUCUACACGGAGAGGAGACUCUCAGUGGGCAUGUUUGGGGAGCGAAUGGGUGCCUUCCUGUACCUGCUCAACCUCUCCGCCAUCCUCUGCUUCCCGGUGGCCACUGUCCUGACUGUCGGCUCCUUGACACCAGUGGGUGGGGUCUUUGUGCUCGCCGUCUACACCAUCAUCUUCCUGAAGCUCUACUCCUACAAGGACGUCAACAGGUGGUGCCGAGAGAUCAGCCAUGCCAAGGCCCGGUCCCUUUCCCGCUCUCAUUCCUGCCCGUCGGUGCCCCGUGCUAAUGGGACGGCAGCACACGCCCAAGUUUCGUACCCAGGGAACCUCACGCACCGGGAUAUGUACUAUUUCAUUUUCGCCCCGACCCUCUGCUAUGAGCUCAACUUCCCGCGGUCCCCACGGAUACGCAAACGCUUCCUGCUCAGAAGGCUUUUCGAGAUGGUUUUCCUCAUGCAGCUGCUGGUGGGAUUGAUCCAGCAGUGGAUGGUGCCAACCAUUCAGAACUCCAUGAAGCCUUUCCAGGAUAUGGACUUUUCCAGAAUAGUCGAACGCCUGCUGAAACUCGCGGUGCCAAAUCACUUCAUUUGGUUGAUCUUUUUCUACUGGUUUUUCCACUCCUCCAUGAACUUUGUAGCUGAGCUCAUGCAGUUUGGGGACAGGGAGUUUUACAGAGACUGGUGGAACUCUGAGACGGUCACAUACUUCUGGGCGAACUGGAAUAUUCCGGUACACAAGUGGUGUCUCCGGCACUUUUACAAGCCUAUGCUGAGGAAAGGAGUCCAGAAGUGGGUCGCCCAGACUGCUGUCUUCCUGGUUUCAGCCUUCUUUCACGAGUACCUGGUGAGCGUUCCCCUGAAGAUGUUCCGCCUGUGGGCUUUCAUGGGCAUGAUGGCGCAGAUUCCCCUAGCCUGGUUCGUGGGCCGAUUUCUUCGAGGAAACUACGGCAACGCGGCGGUGUGGAUCUCGCUGAUCAUUGGCCAGCCCAUCGCCGUGCUCAUGUACGUUCAUGACUAUUACGUACUGCACUUCCAGGAGUCGCCAGUAGAGGGGGUAGACUGAGGCUGUUUUUUUUCUGUAAUAACAACCAAUAUAAAUGUAUUUUAUUUUUGAGAACGUUGUAUGUAAGUGUUAUAUAGAUAAAGAGAAUUUUGUGGCUAAUGAAUGGGGGGAUUAAGGUUAAGUUCCUUGCCCUCGGUUGAACCGCCCCAACCUUGCACUCAGCGAUUUGAGCUCCAUAACAAUCACGUGCCAUCAUGCACCAACGCAGCUACGUCGGAGUUCAAUAUUUUUAAAUUGCAUUUCUAUUAUUUACUUGAAAUUUUUGUUUUUUUAAUGCACAUACUGACAUGGGAUACUGGAUCCACCCAUUUCCAUUAUUCUGGUCAUUUUAAAAUGUUUCUUUUUAUAUUGUGGCACCAUUAAUUGUCACUUUUUGCGAUUGCAGACUCGUUUAAUGCCAUGGAUGAUGUUAGUGGUAUACGCGAAAGGCUAGGGUUGAUUAUUUUUAUUUACAGAAAUUUAAUCGCAGUGCACUUUUAUGCAAGCUUGGGUUUGCGGAACAUUGCAGCGUGGGUUAGCACGUUUUAACUACCCGUAGGGUACGUCGUGUAUAAUUAAAGUGAUUUUUGCCUGAUAGAUGUUGGGGUAUUAAAUUUGUAUUUGUCUGAUUAAAUUCCUUUCCUGGAGCUGUUCGCUUUACAGCGAUUUUAAAGCACUCGCUAACUGACCUGACGAUGAACAGUUUCCCUUUUCCGUGCCAUUGCAAAACGUUUUUAUUCCGUGUUUGUAUAUAUCUCCUUGAGUAAAGAAUUAUAAAAAUGCAUAUUAAUGUAAGUGAAAUUCUAUUUUUAAUAAGCGAUCCAAAUUAGUAAACACCUGUAACGGAUAUUCAGAGACCAACCAUGGUAUUAAUCUUUGCCUGCAUAUGCUGGAAAUGUGAACCUUUUCUGAGCCGUACGGUUAAGCUGUAUUUGUGUCAAAGUUCCGAUUCGUUUCCUGUUGCUGAAAAGCCAUCCUGUUUUUUUAUCAUUUGUUUUGAAUGCAUUUCAAUAAGAGCUGUAAUUGGGCUCUUACUAGCUUUAAUUUUAACCAAACAACACAUUUUGAAAAUCCGUUAUUUUAGAAACAUUAUUACUUUCGGAUACUUUCAUGGGGGUGACAUUGAUGUAAUUUUGUUAUUGUGGUCGUUGGAAGUGGAUGCAACUUUUGCAGUUAGCUGUAAGAUCGUGUCAUACUUUACCUGUCAGUACAUUAUAUAUAUAUAUAUUGGUUAAGUCUGACUCCCCCCCCCCCCCCAAACUUGGAACAUAGCAUUGGACUCUGCCUUUGCAAACCUUGAUGUCCUGUCGGCCUUAAUUUUGAGUACUUCUUAAAACGUAAUAACUCGAUCCGUCCACGUACAAAUAUGAUUUAUGGUUUUUGUUUCCAGCUAAGAUUUGGGUUUUUGGUGUGUUCGGAAAAAUGAGUCUCAACAGAUGCUUUUAAAUAACAGGGCCAACCUGUUAUUGUGAAACUAGCCAAUUUUUAAAGAGAUGUUUGUACUUGUUCUUUUCUUGCCCCAAAAUCUCAAUGUUUGUGGCUCCCAGUUUGGUAGCUACUAUACUUGUGAAAUAAAAUCCUUCCUGUGGAAUCUGA
Messenger RNA from Brienomyrus brachyistius, 3266 nucleotides. RefSeq names its product diacylglycerol O-acyltransferase 1a (gene dgat1a). Gene Ontology annotation, molecular function: diacylglycerol O-acyltransferase activity. The record is from RefSeq and is a predicted model, not a curated record. Lineage: Eukaryota; Metazoa; Chordata; Actinopteri; Osteoglossiformes; Mormyridae. Gene Ontology annotation, cellular component: endoplasmic reticulum membrane. Gene Ontology annotation, biological process: triglyceride biosynthetic process.